Messenger RNA from Tremella mesenterica DSM 1558, 1383 nucleotides. RefSeq lists its product as uncharacterized. NCBI's taxonomy places the organism in Eukaryota, Fungi, Basidiomycota, Tremellomycetes, Tremellales, Tremellaceae. The record is from RefSeq and is a predicted model, not a curated record. The coding region runs from base 1 to 1383 and encodes 460 amino acids. The transcript has 2 exons.
AUGCAGCGCCAAACUACAUCUCCAUCCAUGGUACCGCCGAUGGCGGGGAUGAGUACCCAAGGAGAAGAAGAGUGGGACCAAGAAGAAACCGGUAGCUCGGGGGAGGAAGAAUCGGAAGGAGAAGGUAGUGAGUCCGUCUCUGAAGGGAGUAAUGUUGAGAUGGAUCCAUCCGGACCCAAUGGUCCUCCUCCAAGCAAUCCAACUCUCAAUUCACCUCAAACAGCUCCACUCAGAAGUUCACAAAGUGGAGGACAACCGUCGCGUUUGCCACUCAAUAGAACGAUGUCACUCUCUAGUCAAGCUGUGGCUCCUACAGGGAAUGGGUACAGUAAGAAGAAUGUGGAAUCUACCGCUGAGGACCUCAGCACGAAGCUCAAUUACAAUGGGAUCACUAAACAGGUUCUAUAUGAUUAUAUGACUUCAAGGGGCACGACGAACUCAGAUCGUGUGAAGGCUGCUUUUGAAGCGCUGACAGAUGGAGCAGCGAAAUUAAGGGAAAGUGGAGAGGACACCUAUCAGUCGGGAAGAGUGGUUGGAUGGCAACAGAGGCUCAACUAUUACACUAACACCAUUGUUCCUGGUGUUUCUGAACUCCAACCAAAGCUGAAGCCUAUACCUCGUCCCAUUCCCUCUUCCUUCUCCAUGUAUGGCAUGGAAAGUGCUUUACCUAGUAUGGAUGAAGGUCAAGAAUUCAUUCCCAGUAUGCCCGGUAUGCCCCGUAUGCCCAUGCGUUCUGGAACUAUUCCCAGUAUGUCUCAACCUUCCAUGGGAGGUCCACCAGGAUUAUCCGGCUCCUCCACUUUUCCUAUGGAAAUGGGAACGGGAAUGGGAAUGGGAGGGGGAAUGGAAAUGGGAGGGGGAAUGGGAAUGGGAAUGGGAAGAGGAAUGGCACGUCCACCUCCAUCAUCUUCUGCUAAUGGACCUUCCGGAAUGGGACCAUCCGGAAUGGGGAGGUCAGGACCUACAGGACCACCAAGAACGGCAAGGGGGUCGAUGGGACCUUCAGGACACCCCUCAAUCCUGAGAAACAAUGCUCAAUCCUUUCAGAAUUUCUCGGGUAUCCCAGAUGAGAUUCCGAUGGGACGUGGAAUGCCUACAAGUACUGGGACAAAUGUUUCAAAUCCAUCUACCCGUGGUCCUCCUCUGACUUCGGUCCCUAGCUCAGAGGCUACUAAGCCGAAGAAAAAGAAAGUGACUAUUGAUACCGAGUCCACAUCCUCAAGACCAGCAGGUACGGAAGCAGGAACAAAGACAAAGAAGAAACAUCAUCAUCAUCAUUCUGGUAAAGGAAAGUCUGGGUCGAAAGCGAGUACAGAGUCUAAGAGAACAGUGGGUAUACUGCAAGGGUUUUUCAGUACUGGUAGUAGCCAGAUGAAAUGGUAA